AUGUCUAAUCACAGAUAUGGCCUUCAAGUUAACAUUGCGAUUAGCAAUUUUCACCUUCUCUUGUGUAUUCUACUUGCUGGUGAUAUAGCAACUAAUCCUGGACCUGCCUGCAGCUCAACAUACAGUUGCCCUGUUCAAAAUACAGCCUUACGUUGUUUGUCAUUCAAUGCUCGAAGUCUUAAGAGCGUAAACAAACAAGAAGAUGGAUCUACCACAAGCAACCUGAGUAUGUUUCAAGAUCUUGUCUACUCAGACAGUUUUGAUAUUAUAACUGUCACUGAAACAUGGCUCAACGACACAAUCUUAAAUAAAGAAAUACUGCCUUGUGGUUACAACAUAGUAAGAAGAGAUCUGAAAAACGCGGCGGUGGUGUUUUGAUGGUAUUACGCGAGAGUUUACAAUACGACACAAUUACCCCGAAAAAUCAACCUAACCUCGAAAUCGUUGUUGUUGAACUCAAAACUAAGAACACAAAAUACUUGUUAAGUGUUUGUUAUCGUCCACUAAACGUUAAUAUCAAAGAAUGGUUAAAAUCGUUUACCUCCUUUGUGACAUGUUGUGAACAAUAUGACAAAGUUCUUAUAACUGGUGACUUUAAUUUCCCUGACUUGACAUGGAACUCAGACAACAUUCAAGAUAUAACUCCUUCUCCUUUCGCGAUGGAAUUUUGUGAACUGAUCUACGAUUUCUUCCUUCAACAAGUUAACGUUUUUCAGACGAGAUUAAACAAUAUCCUUGAUCUAAUUUUAACGAACAGCCCGAAAUGUGUUAUUGACCUGUCCUGCAUAUCACCAACAUCUGUCGAUAUGUUUAGUGACCAUAACUUGCUACUUUUUAAAUUUCAAGUUCAUCCCAAAUUAUCUCCUCGAACAUCUCGAUCAGUGUUUGAUUACCAUCAAGCAGACUGGGAGAACCUCCGCAAAGACUUAAUAUCGGUCUCUCGUCUAUGAAUAUUUCACCAGAGAAUGCCGACUGUGAUCCAAGUGCUGUUGUAGAUAUCAAUAUGGUCUGGCGACGCUGGAGAAAAAGCUGAUGGAUGCAACCGUGCAGCAUAUUCCAACCAAAGUGGUGAAGAGACGUAACACUCCUCCUUGGCUCGACAGCGAAACCUGUCACCUUUUUAAAAAAGAAAGAAAAGGCGCGAAGAAAAUCAAAAAGAACAUAUAAGCCUAACCAUUUAGAACACUUCCGAAACCUUCGUCGCUCGUUUAAAACGCUCGUAGCACGGAAGCGAAAGAAGUUUUUCCAGUCAUUGCCAGAUCUGAUGAUCUCCAGCACAAAGAAGUUUUGGUCGGUGUUUAAAUCCGUUUCACGCACUUCUAAUGUUCCCAGUAAAAUGGUGUGGUCUCAGGGCGAACACACCGUCACAGCUGAGGAACCUGAUAAAAUUGCCAACCUCUUGAACAAAAUUACCACUCCACGUUCAAACCUUCAUUAUCCGAAGAAGAAUAUGAAGAUCAUCCAUCAACCACCACCAUCCCUCUCAGUGAAACGUUGAGUGACAUACACAUCAGCCCUGACGAAGUAAAGAAUAUCCUUCUUUCUCUGGGAGACAAUAAAGCAACUGGUCCAGACAACAUUCCUGCAAAACUGUUAAGAUGUUCUGCUCCCCAAAUAUGUUCAUCUCUUUGUAAUCUCUUCAAUCUUAGUCUGAAAUGUGGGAAAAUCCCUGCGGCGUGGAAAAUUUCUAACGUGGUACCAAUUCCAAAGAAAGGACUAUUAAAAGUAGUUUCUAAUUACCGUCCAAUUUCCCUACUUUCUAUUGUUUUCAAAGUUUUCGAGCAUUGUGUGUACAAUAGACUGAUAGCUCACGUUUCCAUCAACCUUCAUCAUCUCCAAUUCGGCUUUCUCAGAGGCAAAUCAACAACGGCCCAACUUUUAUAAGUACUACAAGAGAUCGGUGAAAAGCUUGACAUGAGAGUCCAAACAGUCAUCAUCUGCCUGACUUUGCAAAGGCUUUUGAUAGAGUUGAUCAUCGUUUACUUGUAAGAAAGUUAAAGAAAUUCGGGAUUGGUGGGACUUUGUUGAAAAGGUUUGAAGACUACUUAACCAAUCGUCACCAAAGAGUAACUGUCCUUUGCAAAACUUUACAUUCUCUCCCAGUACUUUCUGGCGUGUCGCAAGGUUCAAUACUUGGUUCUUUACUGUUUGUUAUUUACGUGAACGAUCUUCCGCAGGAAACAUCUACAUCGUCUAUUGCUUUGUAUGCUGAUGAUACUAAAUGCUAUCGUCCAGUUAGAUCACAUAAGGAUGAACAAUAUCUUCAAAAAGACCUUGAUGGUAUUAACAAUUGGUGUGAAUCGUGGCGGAUGAAUCUGAAUCAAUCGAAAUGUGAAGUUCUUUAGGUGACCAGAAAUCUGAAGCUAGUGCCGUCGAGCUACCACCUUAAGUGCGACACUCCCAUCAAAAGAACCAAUGCCCAGAAAGAUCUUGGAGUGAUCAUCACAUCCGAUUUUAAAUGGAACCAGCACGUGUCCAUGGUAUGUGUCAAAGCAAGCAAAAUGCUCGGCUUCAUUAAAAGAUCAUCAAUGGACAUUUGCAACGAGAAAACCCGCCUUGCGCUUUACAAGACAAUGGUGCGAAGCCAGAUGGCUUAUUGCCCAAAAAUUUUGUCACCACACUCGGUAUCACUUAUCCUUCAAGUAGAAAACGUCCAACGUCGCGCCACCAGAUACCUUUCAUCACUGCCAUUCUUGUCAGGAGUAUCAUACAAAGAUAGACUUGUCAAAAGUGGUUUACUCCCAUUAACAUACUGGCAUGAAUUCCUGGAUAUGGUCUACCUUUACAAAGCGUUAGUUCUAUAUAAUUACCAUAAUAUCCAUGUAAAGACAACAGAUCGGUUGACGAGAGAAAAUGAUGGAACAACAAAAAUUAUAUUACAAGUUCCUAAAGUAAACACUUUAAUACUUCAGAACAGUUAUUACUGCAGAUCACCCAGGACUUUUAACUGUUUACCAUCACACUUAGGCAGUCAAAUCUCUCAAUCACUCAAUUUAAAAUGCGGCCUAUUUAAAUAUUACCAAAAACGUGUUGAAGAGGUCUACGACAAUGAUGUUCCACAAACGUUUAAAACAAUGUGUGUAAAGUGUCAUUUGUGUCGUCCCUUGUCUAGUCUUUCUGUCAAACUGUGUUGUCAUUAGUUGCUGUUAACCCAGUGGAAAUAUCACUUUGUUAGUGAGCAUGUAAAAUUUAAAUUCAUUUUUUCGAUCCACAUGAUUAGAAUUGCUCAGAACCACAUUAAAUCAAACGUCUCAGUGACUAGAGAUUUUGAAGCGAUAUAUCCACUGUGUUAACCUAUAUUUCAGUAUUGCAUUAGCAGGUUACCCGUAAAGGAGCAACUAGCUCUGUGGGUUAAACCGGUCAUGUGACAAAGAUUGUAAAAUAAAAUAAAAUAAAUAAAAUAACAUCCUCCAUACAAAGGUUUGCCACAACAGGGCUAACGGGACUGUCCAUAGCACAGCCGUGAAUCUGUUUGUACGUCUUGUUAUUGUAGUUAAAGUUGCUGUUUGACAGAGUGAAGCGUUAGAGUUUAAUGAUAUCAUCAAUAGAUAAUUUAGAACGUUGUCCUAGUGUGUCAUCUUUGCUAAGUUUAUUACGAAUGUGUUCACAUGCUCUAUCGACUGGGAUGGCAGUAAAUAGUGAUGCAUGCAACGACAAAUGAAAUCAUAAUUUCGUCAUCGUCAUUCAUGGGCGUACCGGAAGGAAAAAAUUAGGGGGGCGGAAAGAAAAUUGCCCAACUUUUCGGGAUUCUGCCCGGAAAAAUUUUUGGUGCCCUCCGCGAAGGCCAUUCGCUCGAAACGUCGAGUUUCUGUUGUUUUUUAAGGUAGUAAUAUAACCACUCAGCACAGCAUAAUGCUAGCCCAAAACUGACCAAACCUGCCAAAACCAGCCGAGUAAAGGUCCUUACUCUAUGCUAGAAAACGGGCAUUAAAUGUUUAUUUAUGCUGCAACGAUGUCUUUUUAGUAGAAUCUUUUGCAUUAAUUUAAUUUCGCCUCUUUCGAUUCUUAAUUUUAGGGGCAAUUAUAAAGAUAAAAAACCAGUUCAGGACACAACAAGCCAUGUUCCGCCUGGUUCAAUGGGUGGUGCCUUUUCCUUCGUCGUUAUCACUGGUAGUGCGCUAGCAGCAGCAGCAGCAGCAGCAGCAUUAUGCGGUAUUGCAGUUGAAGAAGUAACGAAAGAGUUAGGCGCUACUGCAUUUGGACUAACAAAUAGAUCAACCGUCGGUAAUGUCAUUAAGCAAUACCGCCACUGCAGGAUUCAGGUGCACCGCCAUUCAAAGAUUUUUUUAAAGUUUCAGGCGAUGUGGCAAAAGAUGUACGCAUAAAUGCAGUUUCGCUUGGUGCUCUUUACUGCGGCUAUGAACAGUUAAAACCAGUUAUUGAAGGAGCUGUUAAAAAAGGCUUGGGUGGUGAAAGAGAUCAAGAUAUUCCGCGUAUCAAACCAGGAUCUCUACAUGUUUUACUUUGUUGUUUCACGGAUCAAAGAUUUCUUGACGUUUUGAAUUGGAAGAUUAUGAAUCUGGAAGAAUAA
Molecule: messenger RNA, 4531 nt
Organism: Paramuricea clavata
Lineage: Eukaryota; Metazoa; Cnidaria; Anthozoa; Malacalcyonacea; Plexauridae
Source: the annotation of a GenBank genome assembly